ACACUUAUAAAGACCUGAAGCCCUAGCGCUUGAAGCAUUUCCAUUGGCUUCGUCUAAUUAGAGCCAGAGGCUUCAAGCUCUUCUUCAAAGAUGCCUAAACAUUACAGGCCUCCCGGGAAAAAGAAAGAGGGUACUGCCGCCAGGUUUAUCACGAGAACGAAGGCAGUGCAUAAUCUUCAAGUCAGUCUUCCUCUCUUCAGGAAGCUUUGUAUUCUUAAGGGCGUUUUCCCUCGAGAGCCAAAGAAGAAGAUAGCAGGCAGCCAAAAAACUUACUAUCAUGUGAAGGAUAUCAAUUUCCUUAUGCAUGAGCCCCUGCGCGGGAAGCUAUGGGAUAUCAAAGCCUACAAGAAGAAAAUUAAGAAGGCUCAAGGAAAGAAGAACAAGGAAUUGGUUGAACGACUACUUGAUCGCCAACCAACUUACAAGCUUGAUAGAUUGGUAUUAGAAAGGUAUCCUACUUUUGUUGAUGCUCUUCGAGAUCUUGAUGAUUGCCUCACUAUGGUGCAUCUUUUUGCCGCGUUACCUGCGAUUGAGAAUGAGCACAUUCAAGUUGAUCGCAUUCAUAAUUGUCGAAGGUUAAGCCAUGAGUGGCAAGCAUACAUUUCUAGAACUCACUGUUUACGAAAGACUUUUAUUUCAGUCAAAGGCAUAUAUUACCAGGCAGAGGUUGAAGGGCAAAAAAUCACAUGGUUGACUCCACAUGCUUUGCAGCAGGUUUUGACUGAUGAUGUUGACUUUAAUGUGAUGCUUACAUUUUUAGAGUUCUAUGAGGCUCUUCUAGGAUUUGUGAAUUUUAGACUUUAUCAUUCAAUAAAUGUUAAAUAUCCUCCAAUUCUUGAUCCCCAACUUGAAGCUUUGGCAGCUGAACUUUAUGCCUUGUACCGCUAUAUUGGUACUGGUUCGAGAACAUUAUCUGGGACUUCUGAAGCCGGCAUAUCAUCCCAUUCAGAACAAGCUGAUAAUGAGAAAAUGAAUAUAAUAACUGAGGCUUCUGAUGUUAGAUUAGCUCAACUUCAGUAUCAAUUACCAACUAAUGAACGCGGAGCUUUGAUGAAUAUGAUGGAGGAUGUAAAUGGUGUUGAAGAGGAGGACCAGGAUACAAAGGUGUGCAAGUCCCUUUUCAAAGAUUUUAAGUUCUUCUUAAGCCGAGAGGUUCCUAGAGAGUCAUUGCUUUUCAUAAUUCCCGCGUUUGGAGGUUUGGUUUCAUGGGAAGGUGAUGGCGCUCCUUUCAGUGAAACAUAUGAGGACAUCACCCAUCAGAUUGUUGAUAGACCGUCUAUUGGUCGUAAGUUUCUUUCUAGAGAGUAUGUUCAACCACAAUGGAUCUAUGAUUGCAUAAAUGCUCGAAUAAUACUACCUACAGAGCAAUAUCUAUUGGGAAGGGUCCCUCCACCACAUUUAUCACCUUUUGUUGACAAUGAGGCUGAAGGCUAUGUUCCCGAAUAUGCCGAGACAAUAAAACGUCUACAGGCGGCUGCCAGAAGACACGUUCUACCUUUGCCAGGUUCGGACACUCUAGAUUUGGCUGAUCCCCAAAGCCUUUUGGCUGAAGGAGUUAUUGAUCGUGCCGAAGCUAACGAAGCUGCAGAGCAGCGACAGAAGUUGUUAAAGCUUGAGCAGCAGUACCAUGAUGAGCUGAACAUGGAGCUUCAGGGGGUUACCUUCUCCGCAGCAUCAUCGAGAGGAAACUCGCAGAUUCCUGUAGGAGAUGUGGAGGUCAAGGAAGGGACAAGGAAUGCGUUGGAUCAGGUUGCCGCAGAUGAACUUAAUCUUUCGAAAGUUUCUAUGUCGCGCAAACAGAGGGGCCUUAUGGAAGCAAUACAGAUUGGAAAGGAAAGGAAAAAGAGCAAGAUUGAGCUUCUCAAAAAGAGAAAGAAAGAGGCAGAGGCAAACAGGAACGGAUGAUGGUAUGGGGAUAAAAACUCUAGCUCAUAUUUAUUUGCUUUCAAGUUCCAUUGAUUUUUUAUGCCAAUGAGGCAAAUGAAUCAGUCCACAAAGUCCACUUGUACUAUGUUCUGUUAUGCUUGGACGCUUUGAAUUUUUUCUGUAGUGCUCAUCAGUUGUUUAUUGGAACUAAAUCAAUUUAGGCUUUUA
Phalaenopsis equestris is the source of this 2094-nucleotide messenger RNA. RefSeq names its product pescadillo homolog. NCBI's taxonomy places the organism in Eukaryota, Viridiplantae, Streptophyta, Magnoliopsida, Asparagales, Orchidaceae. Gene Ontology annotation, molecular function: RNA binding. Gene Ontology annotation, cellular component: nucleolus; PeBoW complex. The record is from RefSeq and is a predicted model, not a curated record. Gene Ontology annotation, biological process: ribosome biogenesis; maturation of LSU-rRNA from tricistronic rRNA transcript (SSU-rRNA, 5.8S rRNA, LSU-rRNA).